AUGUCAAAAACAUUAUAUGAAAUCCUUGGAGUAGAAGAAGAUGCUUCGGAGGCAGAAAUCAAAAAAGCCUACCGUAAAUUAGCCUUAAAAUAUCACCCUGAUAAGAAUUCCGGUAGUAAAGAAGCCGAGGAAAAGUUUAAAGAGAUUAGCAAAGCAUAUGAUGUUUUGUCUGACCCGCAAAGAAGAAAAAAAUACGAUAAUGGCGGAGAUGCCGAAAAGUUAGUUAGUUUAAACUCUGAAAGUGAAUUAGAAACCUUUAAAAAUCAAAUGCUUAAUGCGAUUGAAGCAGCCAGAAUUAAAAAAAAUAAUGGUAAUAAUGGUGAAGAACCAAGUAGAAGAGAUUUUCCUAAUAUACCAGAAAGAAAUGUACCUUCAAAUAAUUCAAACUCUUCAUCUCAAAGUUCACAAAAUAGUUCUUUGUUACAUAAAUUGUUUGGUGAAGGUAAAUGA
This is a messenger RNA of Entrophospora candida, 450 nucleotides long. The record is from the annotation of a GenBank genome assembly. NCBI's taxonomy places the organism in Eukaryota, Fungi, Glomeromycota, Glomeromycetes, Entrophosporales, Entrophosporaceae.